Messenger RNA from Candida albicans SC5314, 4827 nucleotides. RefSeq lists its product as uncharacterized. NCBI's taxonomy places the organism in Eukaryota, Fungi, Ascomycota, Pichiomycetes, Serinales, Debaryomycetaceae. The coding region runs from base 1 to 4827 and encodes 1608 amino acids. Gene Ontology annotation, biological process: mRNA export from nucleus; mRNA processing. Gene Ontology annotation, cellular component: THO complex part of transcription export complex. The record is from RefSeq and is a predicted model, not a curated record. Gene Ontology annotation, molecular function: mRNA binding. The transcript has a single exon.
AUGUCUUUAUUGUACAUUACUGAAGAGGUGGUUGAGAACUUUUCUGGUAGUGGAAUGGAUCUGCUAUUUGAAGUGUUGGAAUCCUACCAAGAAAAUGAUGCAGAAUCCGAGGAGAUACUUGCUCAAAUUUUCACAGAGCUAUUGAUAACAUUUGAGGAGAACAAAUUGGAUGUCAAUGAUAUCAAAAAGUUUUUCACUCAGGCAAUUAAAUCGGACGAUCAGGCAAGAAUUUUUUUCCAAGUACUCAAUUCGUUUGCUGUAUCGAAAAAUAUUCACGAUUUGUUGCAUUUACUUUUCCGAGACAAUAAAAUCAAAAUAGAAACAUUAGCUUUACACCUCAGCUCAGAUUUUUUAAAAUCAGUGGAAAUUGUUCCAAAAGACUAUUUCCAGAGAACUUUAAGUCACAAGAUCAGAGAUGAAUAUUUCACGCAGAAAAAGUUCAACUUACUUCAUGAAGAAGUGGAAGGGUAUUCGAAGUUUACGUCGGAAAUGCAUUCUAUUUUAGAUAGCAGCGAUGCUGAAUUUCAACUUGAUUAUGCUAUUCAGGUUAUGGAAAAAUUGAUUGGUCAUUAUGACCUUGAUCCCAACAGAUGUUUGAGUUUGUUAUUUCAAGUCUUCACCGGAACCAUAGUGCCUCAUUACCGUUUCAUAUUAAAUGUCUUAAAGAAGAGUAGGUGGUGGCCAAAUGUUGAAAGUGAUAAUUCCUCAUUGUUAAGCCUUGGGAAUGGAGGAAGCGAAACAGCAGCCAAAGUGAUUGGCCUAGAGCUUGUGGGUGAGUGUGGUACAAGAGAUUUACCUGAAACAUACAAGUGUCUUGUGGCCAUUCUUAUUAAAGAAGGAUUGAUAAGCUUUGGAUCAUUGUACAAAUUUAUGGGCCCUGAUGAAUCGGAAAUGGACGAACUUGAGGCCGAAUACAAAAAGAAGUUAGAUCGUGAUGUAUUAGUUGCUGGGGCUACUGCCCUUGCUCUCGCUGCACCAUUAGCUGAUGAAGAGGAUGAAGAAGGAGAAAAAGGUGAAAGCAAGACGAAAAACAAAACCAGUCAAGCUUCAACAGAGAAAGAUUUAUCUAGCUUAUUAAAACUGAACAUGAAGUUCCAAUUUCUUAAAGUAUUUUUGGGUGUUGGACUUUACUGGCCAGCGAUAUUCAUUUUGACGAAAUAUCCAUACUUGGCACAAAUUGACGAAGAAAUACCGAUCUUAAUCAACAGAUUAUUUGCAACUAUGAUUGAUCCAUUAUACAACAAAAUAAGAAUUUUCAGUGACGAAGAGAUAAGUAAUCUUCAAAAACCUAAAGGAAUAACAUUUAGUCGUCCCUAUAAUACAGUUUUUGUCGAGCAUUCACCUGUUGCUCACUUGUUCAGUUUUAAUCCUUUGAUGCGCGGAUAUGGCAACAGAAAAUACACUUACUUUUAUAGGGAGUUUUCCACAGAUCUUCCAAAAAUACAGGAUAUCGAUAGUUUGAUAGCCGCUUCGAAUGAGCUCCUUAAAUUUAAUGGACCAAAUCUUGCGAAAGAUACAGAUAUAUUUAUCAAGACUUGUGAAGUUACUCGCUACUUGUUGUCCCAAGAAGAAGAUAAAAGCAAAGUAUUUUUUUAUUUCAAGAACUUUAUUUUCCCAGCAAUGCCGUUAAUAGAAGAGAAUUCCAUUGCCAUAGACAAAGCUUUUGAAAUACUAUUAUUUUUUCCAACUGAAGACAGAUUCAGUCUUUAUGGUGAACUAUACAACAUAUUAGCUAAAAACAAUCCACUAAUUAAAAUAGCUUAUAGCAAAGCUGAAAAAUCAACUAAAGACGUUUUAAAAAGAUUGUCCAAGGAAAAUGUUCGUCCCAUGAUGAGAAGAUUAGCUAAAAUUUGUUUCUCAAACCCAUUACCUUGCUUAUUAACAAUUUUACAACAGAUUGAGAGUUAUGAUAAUUUGAACACCUUGGUUGUUGAAACUGCUAGAUACUUUAAUGCGUAUGGAUGGGAUAAUUUAACUGCUGCUAUAUUGAUAAGAUUAGCUUCUAGUCGAAGCAGUACAUAUAACGGGAUGAGUGAGCGUCAGUGGGUUCAAUCAUUGGCCUCAUUUAUUGGUAAAAUUUGUCAAAGAUACCCUCAUGCUAUUGACAUAAAGACUAUACUAGCAUUUAUAUUGAAAUCAUUUUACUCAGGAGACACAAUUGGUUUACUAGUGCUUAAGGAAAUGUUUAUUUCAAUGGGAGGCAUUCAGCAUAUAACAAAUUUAACCAUAAACCAAAUUGAUAUGAUUAACUGUGGGUCAUCUUUACAAAAAAUUGUUUAUAACACCAUAGACGAUCUUCGAUUUGAAAGAAGAGCCACCGGGAAAUAUCUUAUUAAAUGUAUGAAUGAGAUUGAUGCAGUUAAUGAAUUGUUAGUGUUGCUUUGUCGUAUAUCGAAUGAUGUGACUUUCACCGGGAAUGAAUCAUAUUUGAAAGUUUUGGUUAGCAAAAGUGAUGACGUAAAUGCGGUAAUUCGAUUAUUUGUUACAUUAAUCAACUUAUAUGACGAGGAUUUGAAUUUGAUGCCAAUACAGCAAUUAUCAGAUCUUGGUGUGCCAUGGUCAUGGGCAUAUGAAGUUUGGAGGUUCAGAGGUAAGACUGAGAAGGACAAUCUUUCACUUGAAUCCACGUCUUCAAUUUUUGACAAUUUCUGGAAGCUCUCAUUACAUGAUAUCAACUACACAAAUGAACUUUACGAUAAUGAAACCAUUAAACUUGAAUCAAAUAUCAAAAGCUUGAAGGAUUCUAUUGCCAUUAACUUGAAAAACAAAGAGUUACCCCGUACAGUAAUUGACAAACAAAGAAAAGAUUUGGAAACAUGUGAAGAAUAUCAAAAAACAUUGGUGGAUGAGAGGGCCAAACAUAAAGAUGAAAAUGAGAAAAUUGAAGAACAGUUGAAACAGAUUUCAUUUAAUUGGUUUGUUGAUUUAAGUUUUGAGGAGUUUAUUCAGAAGUGUAUAUUUCCAAGAGCAAUCACUUCCUCAUUUGAUGCUGUUUAUUCUGCAAGAUUUCUUUUUAAAUUGAACUCUAUGAAGAUUGACAAUUAUUCGUUGGUGAAUGUUUUAGAUUUGUUAUUCAAAUCAAAAAGUUUAUUUGGGACAUUGUGCUCAUCAACUCCUACAGAAGCUGAGAACAUUGGAUUAUUUUUUGCCGAUAUUUUGAGAACAUUACAAGGAUGGAGAGAUGAAUCUAAGUAUGGUGAAAUUGGUUUGCAAGAUCAAGAUGGAGAUGCAAUUACUUUUGAUGAUUUCAAAAAACUCCUUUACGAUUAUCACUCGUUGCUUUUGGAAGAAAUCAGAAUAGGGUUACAGGCACCUGAAUAUAUUUCUCGUAACAACACCAUUAUAUUUUUGAAGAAUUUGUUGGCUGUUUACCCCACUGUUGAUGAUCAUGGUGCUCAAAUUGUUAAUUUGAUUGAAAAGUUAUCUACAACAGAAAAGAGAAACGAUUUGAAGUUAGCUUCGAAUGCAUUGUUGGUUCAUGUCAAAUCGAAAUCCAAGAAUUGGGUUCCUAUUUGGGACUUUAUUUCAAUGAGUGAAGAAGAGAAGGAAGAAAUAAUUAAAGCAAAGGAGGAAGAAAAACAAAGAAUUAUUAAAGAAGAGGCAGAAGCCAAAAGACAGAAGGAAUUGGAGUUGGAGAAGGAAAAACAAAUGAAAUUAGCCAAAGAAGAAGAAGAAAAGAAAAAACUAUUAGCUGCUGCAUCUUUGAACUAUGACUCACUGACUGCCGGUGGUAGUGGUGGUGGUGCUAGAACUCAAACAAGAACCACACAAAUUGGAAGAACAUAUGAAAAGUAUGCAAUAGAAACAAAAUCAGAAGCACAUUCAAGACAGACAACUCCUAUACCGACACAACCACGGACUUUAUCUUCUGUUCCCACGUCACCAAGUUCAUUGUCCAAAGAGAACAAGUUACAGGAAAGAGUGAAUAAAAUGAAACAAGCUUAUAAAGAGUCUCGAUUUUCUUCAGACACGGAGAACAAAGUUUUGAAUUCUGAGUCUCUUGAUGGUCACGAGGCAACUAGUAAUGAAAAAGAAGCUAAACAAGAAGAAAGCAAUGACCAAGAAAAAUUAGAUUCAGAAGCAAAAGAGAAAGCCAACCCUGGUCAGAAUAACGAAGAAACCCAACUAUCUACUGAAAAAGAAGACAGCGCCGGUGAUAACUCAACAAACACAUCAAAUUUGGCAGCACAAAAAGAAUCCGAGCAAAAACGAUCCCCCUUACCUCCACAGAAUGAAAUUAAAAAAUCAAUUUCCCUGGAAGAUUUCAAGGGACCAACUGAACCCAAACGUACACCGUUACCUCCUCAAACCAUGGUUGCCAGACAUAAAGAUGAUUCCUAUGGACGGUCAGAAGGUAGACGUGCUCCUUUACCUCCACAACAUGAAAUCAAAAAACAAUCAUUAGGUGGUACAGAUUCAUCUAAUAAAGUUGGCUCUUCACGUCCACCAUUAGGGCAAUCGAAUGCCAAUGGGUUUAGGAAUGAUAUGAGAACGAAUAAAGGUAAUAGUUCAAGUAAUCAACAAAACUCAAGACAACAACCACCUGCCUCAAUCCCGCCAUCACCGCCACCACCAUUACCACCUAUACAGCAUCAUAGAGGAAGAAAUGACUAUGGAAAUUCUCGAGGAUAUCAAUCAAACAGAGAUAAUUAUGGACGCCAUAGCAAUUCUAGAAACGAUAGCAGACCAGCUAGCAGUCGAACACCUACUUACGAUAAUAGAGCCAGAAAUCAAGGUAACAGAGACAAUAGAAACACAGGAAGAAAUGAAAAGAGAAAUGCUGACAGUUUUGGUGGACGAGGAUACGAUAAGAGACCGAGACAUUAA